AUGUCCGACAUUCAAAUGUUCAACAGCGACAAGCGCCUGCAGACCCAGGUCACAGAGGUUGCAGACGCAACUAUUACAAUAAGGUCACUCGACUGGGACAGAGAUCGCUUUGAUAUUGAAUUUGGGUUGGAGAAGGGCACCACAUACAAUUCUUUCCUGAUCUUUGGCGAGAAGACAGCUUUGGUGGAUGCAUCUCAUGAGAAGUUCCGUGGCCUCUACAUGGACACCCUCAAGGAGCAGCUCAAAGCCGCGGGCCGCAGCCUGGACUAUAUCAUGGUCUCACACACAGAGCCAGACCACAGCGGGCUAAUUCCAGACGUGCUGGAUACAUUUCCGGACGCAGUCGUGGCGGGGUCCAAGGUGGCACUGGCAUACCUGAAAAACCUCACCCACCGCCCCUUCAAGGAGCAGGCGGUCAAGGGAGGCGACAAAAUCGACCUGGGAAACGGCCACGUCAUCGAGUUUGUCAUGGCGCCCAACCUGCACUGGCCGGACACCAUGUUCUCCUUCGAUCACGCCACAGGCGUGAUGUACACGUGCGACGCGUUUGGCGCGCACUACUGCCAGGACGACCCCUUUGACAGCGCGCUGCAGCCGCUGUCGCCGCACUUCCGCUUCUACUACGACUGCCUCAUGCGGCCCAACGCGCGCUCCGUGCUAACCGCGCUGCGCAAGACCCAGGACCUGCCCUACACCACCAUCGCCACCGGCCACGGCCCCAUCCUGCGCUACAACAUGCAGGAGCUCGUCGGCAGGUACAAGCACUGGAGCGAGGGGGUGGAGAAGGCGACUGCGCGGGUGGCGGUGCUGUACGCGAGCGACUAUGGCUUCAGCGACAGGCUGUCUCAGACUCUCGCCCGCGGCAUCACCAAGGUCGAUGUCGCUGUCGAGAUGCUGGACAUCCUCUCGGCUGACCCUCAGGAACUGGUGGAGGUUGUGGGGCGGUGCUCUGGAGUGGUGCUGAUGGCUCCCCCAGACGACUCAGCCGAGGCCCGCGCCACCAUUGCCACGCUCCUCUCCACCCUCAAAUCCAAGCAGAAGGUGGUGAUUGCGGAGAGUUAUGGCGGCCGGGAUGAGCCGGUGGACACUCUGGUGGGCAGCCUGGUCGAUAUCAACGCCACGCCAAUCUUUGACCCCCUCCGUGUCAAGGCCGUCCCCACCGAAGGCACCUAUCAGGAGUUUGAGCAGACGGGGACGCGGCUGGCGCAGGCGCUGACGCAGAAGGACAGCAUCGCGCGCAAGAAGGCCGCCAUGAGCAAUGACGUCGCCAAAGCGCUCGCGCGGCUCAGCUCCGGCCUCUACAUUGUCACCGCUGCCCACCGCGGCGGCGCGCGCGGCGCCAUGGUCGCCUCCUGGGUCGCCCAGGCGAGCUUUGAGCCGCUGGGGCUGACGGUGGCGGUGGCGAAGGACCGCGCCAUUGAGAGCCUGAUGCAGGUCGGCGACACCUUUGUGCUCAACUGCCUGGGCGAGGGCCAGUACGGGCCCCUCAUGAAGCAUUUCCUGCAGCGCUUCCCUCCAGGAGCAGACAGGUUUGCAGGGGUGGAUUCCUUCGAGGCAGCCAACGGAUCACCGGCGCUGUCGGACGCCGUCGCGUACAUCGAGUGCCAGGUCAAGUCGCGCAUGGAGACAGCCGAUCACUGGAUCACCUACGCGGAGGUGACUAACGGCGACGUCACCAACCCCGACAGCAAAACUGCUGUGCACAGGCGCAAGGUCGCCAAUUACUACUGA
Messenger RNA from Coccomyxa subellipsoidea C-169, 1731 nucleotides. Its product is annotated as flavo protein. The transcript has 11 exons. Gene Ontology annotation, molecular function: FMN binding. Lineage: Eukaryota; Viridiplantae; Chlorophyta; Trebouxiophyceae; Coccomyxaceae. The record is from RefSeq and is a predicted model, not a curated record. Bases 1 to 1731 code for a protein of 576 amino acids.